AUGGGCUGCAAGACCGUGCCUCUAGCCCGGUUCUGGAGAGAACUGGUCACAAUCCUGCCGGAGAUUGCAAAGUCUGAGUAUGUGGCCAUCGACUUUGAAAUGACCGGCAUCGAACCUCGUCGCGCGUCAAAGCUUCACAAGCCGACAAAGGACGAGAUCUACCAGCGGGCCAAGCAGGCAACCGAGACGUUCAACGUGGUGCAGUUUGGCAUCACCUGCAUUGUUUUUGACGACGAAGAGAAAGACACAGUUCAUCUCAAGUCGUACAACUUCAACGUGUCGCCCAUGUUUGACACCGCCUUCAGUGGUGUGGACACCAUCGCACGCACGCUGGACCGCACACUGACGCUCUCGUACAAGACGCUGAUGUUUCUGAGGCGCAGCCGCAUCCGCAUCGAAGAUGCCUAUGACGGUGGAAUCUAUUACCUCAGUCGGGCGGAGGAGGCGGAGCUGCUGCCCGAGCUGUUUGCCACGUCAACGCAUGGUCGGAGCGACGACAUUCUGCUGGAUGAACAGAAGCCGGAGACAAUGCAAUUCUACCACGAUACGGUGGACCAAAUUCGGAGCUGGGCGGAAAAGGAGGAAGAACCGGAUCGACUGUCCUACCUCAACAUAGUCAACCCGCACCAAGGCCCGUUGACGCGUUUCCAGCGUCGUCUGGUCUACCAGAUGCUCGAUACCGAGUUUGGUGGCAGGUACAGGGCGACUGUCAACGGUAACUUCUUUAUGCAAAUCACGGAAAAGGAUACUGAAAACGAGACCAAGGAACAACUUGAAAAGACUAGCAAUUUAAAGAGGGCUGUUGCUUUUCAGCGCGGUCUUCGGUACAUUGCCGAAGCCCUUGUUGGCGGCGAUUUUGCGAACGACGUCUGGAGCAUGUACAAGCAGGACAGCGCAAUGGUCGAGCCUGGCUGUGAGGCACGUCUCCGAGAAAGUGAGACCAAAUUAAAGGAAAAGAGGCCUGUUCUCGUCGGUCACAACAUGUUUCACGACCUGUGCUUUUUGCAUGCCACAUUUUUCAGUCCGUUGCCCGACACACUCGACGAGUUUGACCGCAUCGUGCAUGAAUUGUUCCCGCGUAUCAUAGACACGAAGCACAUACUCAAGCGCGACGACAACGAAAUGAUGCCGUCGAAAAGCCUCGAGGAGGCGUUUGUUGACAUUGAGGGGGUUAGUUCGCCUUUCAAAAUUGCCGGCGAGAGAGCCGGCCACACAGACAGGCUGCAUCAUGUGAACGAGCACCAGGCCGGCCAUGACAGCUAUAAAACGUCAAUGGUCUUUCUCAAAGAGAUGUGGAGACGGGUCGACUCGACGAAGAAAGGCACCUAUGCACACAAGUUGCUGCUGUGGGAGAACAGCCUCGUCAAAGGGUUUGCGAACAAGGUGCGGCUGGGCAACGCCGGGCUCUGGCCUGUUGGGCAAAUGGGAGAGUGUGACACAAUGGCGAAAUAG
This is a messenger RNA of Sporothrix schenckii 1099-18, 1452 nucleotides long. RefSeq names its product poly(A)-specific ribonuclease. Bases 1 to 1452 code for a protein of 483 amino acids. Gene Ontology annotation, biological process: nuclear-transcribed mRNA poly(A) tail shortening. Gene Ontology annotation, cellular component: cytoplasm. NCBI's taxonomy places the organism in Eukaryota, Fungi, Ascomycota, Sordariomycetes, Ophiostomatales, Ophiostomataceae. The transcript has 4 exons. Gene Ontology annotation, molecular function: RNA binding; poly(A)-specific ribonuclease activity. The record is from RefSeq and is a predicted model, not a curated record.